UUUAUUUAGUUGUUCUACCUCUGUUUGUGUUAAUUUAGGUAGGUAGUGAGUGUCUAGAAAUUUGUCCAUUUCCUCUAGGUUUUCAAAAAGCAGAGAUUUUAAGUGUUUGGUAAACUGACCUUCAGUCACAUUCCUUGAAGUGUUAUAGUGUAUAUACUAGAUAAAAUAGAAAUCUAAAUGUCAAAGCAAUCAUUCCGUAUUUCCACAAAGGGACAAUAUUGCUGAAUGCAGUUUUUUUUUUAGACACUUUUAAGCACAAUGAUUGAUGAGUGGUUUCUGAAAUCCAUAGAAAGAAUCUUAUUAAGAGCCCAAGGCUGAACCCUCAAAGUAAAGUGGGAAUAAAGUACCUAAUCAAUAAUAAAUUUCUAGUGUUGCAGACUUUUAAAAUGUAGAUGAUUCUUCGAGGAACAUUAAUUUUAUACAAAAGAGUCUCCUAGAGUAUAGUUUCUUUUCUAAUAAAAUAAACUUCAAAUUUUAAUACAAUAAAUUCUAUUUGGAGUAAAAUUCAAAUAACGCAAAUGUAAUUUAGAGAAAAACAAAAGAUUUACUAGUCAGGCUUAAAGGGAUUUUUCUUACAAAUAAUGUGCUAAUAACUGCUGUUUUUUAAAAUGGUAACAAUUUGGUAAUGAAAACAAGUUUCUUUUUCUUUUCUAAAAUAAACUUGGUACUCUAGAAAUUAGCAGAUUUGAAUUUUAACAAAUUAUUUAUACAAUCAAUCCAAUAAAGAGUGGACCAGAAGCUAUCAUAAAUCUGAUUUCAUUUUAUAAAACUCAUGACCAAAGUUGUUUUUACAUUAUUUCAUGUAAUUUUAAAACCAUAAAUUGCUUUCUCAGAAAGAUAAAAUAUCAUACGCUCUGAAGAAAUCACCCAGAAUUGAUAUUGCUACCUUUAAAACACAAAAUCAAACGGCCAUACAUAUAUCAAAAAUGUCUGAGAAAAACAAUAAUCAUACUCACCCAUCAUCCAAAGUAAAUUUCCUGAAGAAAAACUCCUUAACCCAAAAGGCAUAAAAUAAAGUAUGUUUAUUAUAAAUAUAAACUGCUAAUUAAAAACAUAAGAUGCUCAGUAGUUUAGAACAUAGCCAAGCUUGUGUGUACCUGGGUCAAAUGACCCUUCGUAUCAUAAAGAUGAAGACAAAAUAAUCAUAUUUAAGUACUUCUGUAUCUCCUGAAGAGCCUUGGUGGCACAGUAGUUAAGAGCCUGACUGCUAACCAAAAGGUUGGCAGUUUGAAUCCUCCAGCCACUCCUUGGAAACCCUAUCGGGCAGUUCUAUUCUGUUCUACAGGGUCAUUAUGAGUCAGAAUUGACUUGACAACGGAUCUGGUUUUGGUACUUCCUAUAAGGGAAGGUGAAACAUUUAAGUGGCUGACAAAUUUGAAAAGCGGAUUAAACAUAAUAAUCACCGUGUUGGGGGAGUACAUAAAAAUCAAACAGACUGUAUUAUGAUAUUAAAGAGAAGGCUUAUGUUAUAAUACAUGAAACUAUAGCAUUUUAGAAAAGAACAUAAAAAGGCAGGAAUUAAAAAAAAACUAAUAUCUUUGAAAACUAUCCACGUGGAAGAACAACUCAUUUUCAACAUGUAAAAGAGUAGAGGCAUUAAAAUGUGAAACCCAAGCUCAGACAAAUAUAUAGCUACAAGUAAGGGCCAAAUCUAACAUGCAAUCUAUAGCAAAUGUGAGAUGUAUAAAUAACACUCUGUAAAUUAAAAAAAAAAAAAUGUCCAUUUUGUUGUGUGUGUACCCCUUGCAAUAAAUUUGAGUCAGCACCAAUGACAGCUCUGCAGUUCUCCUAUGUGGUACUGAUCAGGUGGUUGCAGAGCUUCAGCUCACAGCAACACAAUGCAGCUGAGCAGGCAAGCACAACCGACAGCCAGAAACCGUUCCUACUCUCCAGAACAAGGCGACCUUUAAGCUUAAGUUUCUCGGAGAAAUGAGAUGCUGAUGUUGAAGACGACACUAUGGUAAGCUGUUCUUUAAAAUCAGUAAAAGACCAACUUCAGAAUUUUUUUCUGUUUUUUAAGAAAAAGUGAACGUUAGGAUCGAAUAUGUAUUCAAUAGCAAGUGCAUGCACCAGAAAUUUGCUGCAGUGUCAGUUGGGGGAUUUCUUUCUAAUAUCCAUUCACUUUGUAAAUAUGCACAUCGUUUUUCUUUAGAAUCAGCACUGAAACAUACACGACAACAUCAUUUUGUAAAAUGUGAAGUUUAAAGGUAUGGUGUUGGUCUGGAUUUUUCAAAUGCCUUAAAAUGUUUUACAAGGAUAUAUGUAUCCUAAAAAGACAAAGAUGAAAUUUCAAAGUACUGCUUUAAGAUCUAAAUAAAAUUUCACCCUACACACACACACACACAUACACACACACACACACUAUUACAUUACUGCAGAGAUUUAAAAAACAUCUAAAAACAGAGACAUGACAGCCAUUUUUUCCCAUCUGAGAAAAGAUUAUGAAAAAUAAUAAUACCUUAAGAUUCCAACUCUUUAUUUGCAGAGAAUGUCAUUUUAUAAUGUUAAAGCUCUGGGAAGAUGAAUAAGGAGGACUAUGGUUAAAAAAAAAAAAAAAGAGGUAAAAAAGGGGGUGAAAUGAAGGAGCGCAGAGGGAAGAGAGUCUCUCUCUCUACCACAUAGCUCCAAUUGAAGGAUUAAGCAUUUGGACUAUAAAUGAAGGGGAGCUUUGUUAGUUUAAUCACUGGAACAAUUAUAAAAGGACUCAACAACAACGAGGUUUAUUGAAAAUUUUGCCUAAUGCUAACUGACCCAAGCAGAUGCCUAAAUUGUAUUUGCAUAUUAAAAGAAGGGUGUAUCUGUUUAUUUCCAGGCUUUGAUGGAAUAUCAGAUAUUGAAAAUGUCUCCCUGCCUGUUCAUCCUUCUGUUUCUCACACCUGGCAUUUUAUGCAUUUGUCCUCUCCAAUGUAUAUGCACAGAGAGGCACAGGCAUGUGGACUGUGCAGGCAGAAACUUGACUACUUUACCAUCUGGACUGCAAGAGAAUAUUAUACAUUUAAAUCUGUCUUAUAACCAUUUUACUGAUCUGCAUAACCAGUUAACCCAAUACACCAAUCUGAGGACCCUCGACAUUUCAAACAACAGGCUGGAAAGCCUGCCUGCUCAGUUACCCCGGUCACUCUGGAACAUGUCUGCUGCUAACAACAACAUUAAACUUCUUGACAAAUCUGAUACUGCAUAUCACUGGAACCUUAAAUAUCUGGAUGUGUCUAAGAAUAUGCUGGAAAAGGUUGUCCUCAUUAAAAAUACACUAAGAAGUCUUGAGGUUCUCAACCUCAGUAGUAACAAACUUUGGACAGUUCCAACCAACAUGCCCUCCAAACUACAUGUCGUGGACCUGUCUAACAAUUCCUUGACACAAAUCCUUCCAGGAACAUUAAUAAACCUGAGAAAUCUUACACAUCUUUACCUGCACAACAAUAAAUUCACAUUCAUUCCAGAUCAAGCUUUUGAUCAGCUCUUGCAGUUACAAGAGAUAACCCUUUACAAUAAUAGGUGGUCAUGUGACCACAAACAAAAUAUUACUUACUUAUUAAAGUGGAUGAUGGGAACAAAGGCCCAUGUGAUAGGGACUACCUGUUCUAACCAAAUAUCAUCUCUGAAGGAACAUAACAUAUAUCCCACACCUUCUGGAGCUACUUCAAGCUUCUUCACUGUCAAUGGGAUGCAGACAGUGGACACCACUAACUCUCUGAGUAUGGUAACUCAACCCAAAGUGACCCAAAUACCCAAACAGUAUCGAACAAGGGAAACAACGUCUGGUGCCACCCUAAGCAAAGACACUGCCUUUACUAGCACCGAUAAGGCUUUCAUGCCCUAUCCAGAAGGUACAUCCACAGAAACGAUCAAAUCACAGGAAGCAGCAGCUGCAACUCUAACUAUUCAUCUCCAAAAUGGAAUGGUUACAAACACAAGCCUCACUAGCUCAACAAAACCAUCCCCGACACCUAUGACCCUAAGUAUCACUAGUGGCAUGCCAAGUAAUUUCUCUGAAAUUCCUCAACAAAGCACAACCCUUACCUUACGGAGGGAAGAGACAACCACAAAUGUAAAGACUCACUUACCUUCUGUGGCAUGUGUCUGGAAAGUAAACAUUUCAUUUCUCUUAAUGCUCAAUGCUGUGGUCAUGCUGGCUGUCUGAGGGUAUUUUCUGAAAUUAAUGAAAGAACUCCUCCCUGAUGUACAGUUGGGAAAAUAUGCCCCUAUCUAACCAGUGAUUCAAGCUGUAUUAAGUAUUCAAGAAAGCCAGUCUUACAUUUCUGAUUCUGAUAUAAAUGAAGUUAACUUGUCUUAAAUAAAAGAAGUGCACAAUGUCUUGGUACUUGCUGCUAUUUUACAGUCUUAAGUAAAACUAAUGAAUCUCUUCUUUUUUUUAAUGAAAUGUUUUCUUUUUAAGGCUUCAAUUUAUUGCACAAAAUAUAAAGCAUCUAAACUUUAAUAUGUAUUUUAUGUAUGUUUACACUGUCACAUCUGGGAAAAAAAAUAAAAGGUCUAUGCUCAUAACUGUGUCAUUUGGCUUUCUAGUCAUACCAAUUUAACCUACCCAGCAGAAUCAAAUUGAUCUAACCAUUUCUGUACUAGGGUACCUUAAUAACGUCUUUAAGGUAGAGGACAUGUUGGAGGCAUCCAAGGAUGUUGCCACUAAAGUAAAACUGUGGUUGCCAUCCCAUGAAUGGUUAUGACCACAUCACUAUUUUACACACAAGCCAUAAUUGUUUUAAAUCUAAAUGAUGUCCUGCUUCUGAGGAACUCUUGGCUACUUUACAGAUUAUAUAAUGGACAAAAGCUCUUCAAAAGGCCAACAAUAGGCUUCGCAUUUAAUAAGAAAUUUUAAUGGCUUUGUUUUUUGCAUUUAAGAUAAGUAUAAGAAACACAUUAAAAUGAAAAGUAUUAGUCUAAAGAAAUGUAAAGGAGCAAUUUUAGUGCAUAUUUAACAAAUGAUACAUUAAUGAAAAUUUUAAGUAUUAACAAAUUAAAAGCCUGUUAUGUGCAGAAGAGGAAAAAUUGUCAUUUGCACAUUAGAAGUCAGAAUGUGAUUUAUCUAAAUUAAAAAUAAGAUUAGGAUAAAACUGUGGGUUCUGACAAAUACGGGG
This is a messenger RNA of Trichechus manatus latirostris (Florida manatee), 5093 nucleotides long. RefSeq names its product oligodendrocyte myelin glycoprotein (gene OMG). The transcript has a single exon. Gene Ontology annotation, biological process: neuron projection regeneration. Gene Ontology annotation, molecular function: protein binding. Lineage: Eukaryota; Metazoa; Chordata; Mammalia; Sirenia; Trichechidae. The record is from RefSeq and is a predicted model, not a curated record. Bases 2819 to 4141 code for a protein of 440 amino acids.